Messenger RNA from Linepithema humile (Argentine ant), 1416 nucleotides. RefSeq names its product serine/threonine-protein phosphatase 2A activator-like. NCBI's taxonomy places the organism in Eukaryota, Metazoa, Arthropoda, Insecta, Hymenoptera, Formicidae. Gene Ontology annotation, cellular component: cytoplasm; protein phosphatase type 2A complex; nucleus. The record is from RefSeq and is a predicted model, not a curated record. Gene Ontology annotation, biological process: mitotic spindle organization. Gene Ontology annotation, molecular function: protein tyrosine phosphatase activator activity; peptidyl-prolyl cis-trans isomerase activity.
CAUCAGACUGCGUUUACGCAGGUCGCAUCUCCAUUUUGGCUGAUUCCAGCUGAUUCUGGCAUCUCUGUUGCAAGGUCAUGGACAUUUCGAAGAUUUAACCUUUAUCGCUAACUUACUUAUUUACAUUUUAAACGAGGUUUUAUGCAUUUGGUACCGAAGCGGUGGCGAUAGUGACGAUUGAUAGAAAUUAUUCGUGUAAUUACACUGAAAUGAAGUGUUUUCAAUGUUAAAAAAUACUUCUGUUUCGUCGUAAUAAAAUUCAUUAAUAUAUUACAGCCAAAUCUUUAAACAUUCAUCAUGUCAACGCCUAAAUUUCCUAUAAAAGAAACACAGUUAUUACCUGAUCAACAUGAGUUUAUUGUGCCAAAAAAAUGUAUCAAAGUGCCAACUGAUAUAACAGUUUGGCAAAAAUCAGAAGCAUACUUUGAAUAUUUGGGAUUUAUAUUGGCACUGAAUGAAGCUGUUCAAGGGAAAACUUUAGAUACAGAAUGUGUACAAUCUCCUAUAUUGACCAAUGUUAUACAAAUGUUAAAUAAAUUUGAUGAAUGGAUAACAGAAAUUCCACCUACUGAGCAGCCUCAAAGAUUUGGUAACAAAUCAUUUCGCACAUGGCACGAAAAACUACAGCAGAAUGCAGCGGAGGAAUUAAAACGGGUGUUGCCAGAGAAAUUGCAUCGUGCAAUACCAGAGAUUGUUCAGUAUUUAGAUGAAAGUUUUGGAAAUCCUACCCGUAUAGAUUAUGGUACAGGCCAUGAAAUGGCUUUCCUUAUGUUUCUUUGUUGCAUGUUUAAAAUAGGCGCAUUUAAGGAGGAUGAUAAAGUUGCUGUUGCAAUAAAAGUAUUUAAUAGAUAUCUUGAGUUGGUGCGUAGACUUCAGUUGACAUAUCGCAUGGAACCAGCAGGUAGUCAUGGUGUUUGGAGCUUGGAUGAUUACCAAUUUAUACCCUUCAUUUGGGGAAGUGCUCAACUCAUUGGACAUCCUCGGAUAGAACCUCGUCACUUUGUAGACCAAGGUGUUGUGGAAUCUUACAGCAAGAAGUACAUGUUUCUUGGCUGCAUCGAAUUUAUUUCAAAAGUGAAAAUAGGACCUUUUGCCGAACAUUCAAAUCAAUUGUGGAAUGUGAGCGCAGUAUCCACCUGGUCAAAAGUCAACAGUGGUCUUAUUAAAAUGUACAAAGCAGAGGUGUUGGCAAAGUUUCCUGUUAUCCAACAUGUCUUCUUUGGUUCUCUAUUACCAUUGAUACCAAUGAAUAAUCCCUCAACAAACCCUAAAACUCGUCUGAAUGAAUCAGCAGCAGCAUCACAAUGAGGAAAUUACACAAGAUUAUAUUAAAUAUAUUUGUUACUGAAUCUUUUGUCAUACUUCUCAGUUUUUGUAAUGCAAAUAUACAAUAUCCCAUGUGCUACAGUGCUCAUA